AAGGUCGUGCAGUGGACCAAGGCGGGCGCAGACUUGCUGGGCCGCAUGCGCGCCUUCGUGCCGCGCGCGGCGCUGCUGUGGGCGCUGCCCUUCCCCGAGGUGCGCGCCCUGGCCCAGCGGUGCACGGCCAUGUACGUGCGGUGCGCUUACUGUCCGAGCCAGACGCAGGGCGUAGAGCCCGUGGGCGGCCUCAACGCCCGCAAGCCGCGCAAGGCCGGCUCCAGCGCCGCCGGCCCCGCCGAGGCGAAGGGCGCCGGCACGGCCGCAGGCAAGGGCGGCUCGCCCGCCGCGGCGGGGGCCGCGGCUGGCAGGGCGCCGGUGCCCGGGUGCGGCGGCUGCGGGCGGCGGCGGACGCCUGCCUGCGCGCUGUGUGGGCGGGACGUGCGCGGGCUGUGGGUGGGCUGCCAGAACCUGCGGCCACGGGGGCCACCCGGCGCACGUGCGCGCCUGGUUCGCCAGCGGCCGCCGGGAGUGCCCGGUGCCCUCCUGCAGGCACCUGUGUGUGCCCCCGGGCGAGGCAAAAGUCGUCCCGCCGCUCCCGCCCGCCUCCUGGAG
Messenger RNA from Prorocentrum cordatum, 555 nucleotides. NCBI's taxonomy places the organism in Eukaryota, Dinophyceae, Prorocentrales, Prorocentraceae. The record is from the annotation of a GenBank genome assembly.